Molecule: messenger RNA, 1485 nt
Organism: Labeo rohita (rohu)
Lineage: Eukaryota; Metazoa; Chordata; Actinopteri; Cypriniformes; Cyprinidae
Product: tripartite motif-containing protein 16-like
Exons: 4
Coding region: 35-1336 (433 amino acids)
Molecular function (GO): zinc ion binding; protein binding
Source: RefSeq, a predicted model, not a curated record
UCGUGUGUUUGUGUCUCUGUAUUCGUGCAGUAAAAUGGCAGAAGCCAGAUUUUCUCAGGAUCAGUUGACGUGUCCAGUGUGUCUGGAUCUCCUGAAGGAUCCAGUGACCAUCCAGUGUGGACACAGUUACUGUAAGAGCUGUAUUACAGACUGCUGGGAUCAGGAGGAUCAGAUGAGAGUCUACAGCUGCCCUCAGUGCAGACAGACCUUCAUUCCAAGACCUGAUAUAGGGAAAAACACCAUGCUGGCUGAACUGGUGGAGAAACUGCAGAAGACCAAACUUCCUGCUGACUGUGACGCUGGAGCUGGAGAUGUGCAGUGUGACGUCUGUACUGGAACAAAAUACAAAGCCAUCAAGUCCUGUCUGGUUUGUCUAAACUCUUACUGUCAGAAUCAUCUUGAACAACAUGAGAGUUGGUUUAAAGGAAAGAGACACAAUUUGACUGAUGCCACUGGACGACUGCAGGAGAUGAUCUGCCAGAAACAUGAGAAGCUUCUGGAGGUUUUCUGUUACACUGACCAGAAAUGUAUAUGUGUCCUGUGUAUGGAUGAACAUAAAACCCACGACACCGUAUCAGCUGCAGCACAGAGGACAGAGACCCAGAGUUUCCAGUCUCUCUCUGCACCUCCUGAAUCUACAGACGAAAAUGACGAUCCCUUCAGUUCUUUUGUCUCUUUUGAUGACCUGAAAGAAUCUGUCCAUCAGCUGAGAGACAAACUGGAGGAUUUCUGCAAAGAGGAGCUCAAGAAGAUCUCAGACAGAGUCACAUCCACCAACAUUGUUCCCAGGACCAGGAACGACUUCCUACAAUAUUCCCAUCAGCUCACUCUGGAUCCAAACACAGUGAAUAAAAGCCUCCGUCUGUCUGAGAGCAACACAGUUGUUACUAAAACUGGCACAGUCCAGUUGUAUCCUGAUCACCCAGAAAGAUUUGAUCAUUGGCCUCAGGUGUUGUGUAGAGAGAGUGUGUGUGGACGCUGUUACUGGGAGCUGGAGUGGAGUGGAAAUAAUGGUGUGUAUAUAUCAGUGUCAUAUAAGAGUAUCAGCAGGAAGGGAUCGGGUAAUGAGUGUUUGUUUGGACGUAAUGAUCAGUCCUGGAGUUUGUUCUGCUCUCCCUCCAGUUACUCAUUUGGACACAAUAAAAUAUGGUCUGUUCUCCCUGUAAAGUCCAUCAUCAGUAGAAUAGGAGUGUUUGUGGAUCACAGUGCAGGAACUCUGUCCUUCUACAGCGUCUCUGACACAAUGAACCUCAUCCACACAGUCCAGACCACAUUCACUCAGCCGCUCUAUCCUGGGUUUGGUGUUUAUUCUGGAUCAUCAGUGAAACUGUGUUGAUGAGUCAGAAUAGACUGAUGAGAGAUUCCACCCACAAUGCUUUGAGCUGAUGAUGAAUCAGUAACAGUGAGAUGUUAUAGAGUCUCUUCUUUUCUCUUCAUGACAUUAAUACUGCAGCUGGACUUCUGUCACUGAAAUAACAUGUCAGA